AUGUCCCUCCCAGUGCCCCUCCUGAUUAAUGGCGAAUCCAUCACAACCCCCAAAACCUUCCCCAUAAUCAGUCCCUACACCAACACCGAAAUCUGGUCCUCCUCCUCCGCAAGCCCAGAAGAUGCCCUCCGCGCCGUCGAAGCAGCCAACGCCGCCUUCCCCUCCUGGUCCACCACCAAACCCACCCUCCGCCGCGACAUCCUCCUAAAAGCAGCCAACAACCUCGAAGCCUCCCUCGACGAAAAUGCCAGCUACAUGCGACAAGAAAUGGGCGCCGACGUAGGCGCAAGCGCAGGCUUCGUAGUGCCCCUCGCCAUCCGCAUGCUCCGCGACAUCGCCAGCCGCAUCACCUCCAUCUGCGGCAGUGUCCCUGUCGUCGAAGCAGAGGGCCAGUCCGCCAUUAUCUAUAAAGAAGCCAUGGGCGUGAUUCUGGGCAUCGUGCCCUGGAACGCGCCUUAUGUCUUUGGGAUUCGUUCGGCGGCUUGUGCGCUCGCGGCGGGCAAUACUACUAUUUUGAAGUCGUCGGAGCUUACGCCGAGAUGCUAUUGGGCUAUUGGGAAGGCGUUCCAGGAUGCGGGGUUGCCGGAUGGGUGUUUGAAUGUUAUUCAUUGUGCUGCGGAGGAUGCGCCUGGGGUUGUUAAUGCGAUGAUUGAGCAUGAGGCUGUUAGGAAGGUGAAUUUUACGGGGACUUGGGGGAAGAAUAGUUCGAUUGUUUGUCAGGAUGCGGAUUUGGGGGUUGCGGUGCAGGGUGUUUUGGCUGGUGCUUUCUUGAAUUCUGGUCAGAUUUGUAUGGCGACCGAUCGCAUUCUGGUGCAUAGUUCGAUCGUGGGUGCUUUUACGGCUGCGCUACAGGGUGCACUGUCUGGCGCGGCCGCUGCCGCUGCGGACCCGCCUACGCUUGUGAACGUUGCUUCCAAGGCUCGUGUCGAGGCCCUGGUCGCUGGCGCGGUGAGCGCCGGUGCUCACUUCAUCUCCGGGUCUGGAAAGGGUGCCGCGGGUGAGGGUGUGCGCUUGGCGCCCACUGUGCUGGGGGGAGUGAAGGAGGAUAUGGCGGUGUGGCAGGAGGAGUCGUUUGCGUCGGUUGCGGCGAUCAUGCCGUUUGACAGUGAAGAGGAGGCGAUUCGGCUGGCGAAUGGCAGUGGAUACGGACUCUCGGCGUCGGUCUUCACGGAGGAUCUGAGGAAGGGAUUGCGGAUGGCGAAGCGCAUUCAGUCUGGGGCUGUCCACAUUAACAGUAUGACGAUCCAUGACGAGCCUGCUCUGCCUCAUGGUGGAGUGAAGAACAGUGGCUGGGGUCGGUUCAACACCGAGGAGGGAUUGAACGAGUUCCUGGUGAGCAAGAGCGUGACUUGGAUGGACUAG
Messenger RNA from Penicillium brevicompactum, 1362 nucleotides. RefSeq names its product Aldehyde/histidinol dehydrogenase. The coding region runs from base 1 to 1362 and encodes 453 amino acids. Gene Ontology annotation, molecular function: succinate-semialdehyde dehydrogenase (NAD+) activity. The record is from RefSeq and is a predicted model, not a curated record. The transcript is spliced from 4 exons. NCBI's taxonomy places the organism in Eukaryota, Fungi, Ascomycota, Eurotiomycetes, Eurotiales, Aspergillaceae.